Argiope bruennichi is the source of this 1033-nucleotide messenger RNA. Its product is annotated as cytidine deaminase-like. The coding region runs from base 155 to 601 and encodes 148 amino acids. The record is from RefSeq and is a predicted model, not a curated record. Gene Ontology annotation, cellular component: cytosol. The transcript is spliced from 4 exons. Lineage: Eukaryota; Metazoa; Arthropoda; Arachnida; Araneae; Araneidae. Gene Ontology annotation, molecular function: cytidine deaminase activity; zinc ion binding.
AGAGAAUUACCGCAUAUAUUUACUUGAAAAUUUUGUCAUAUUGUGCUGUUAUUUAUUUCAAGUACAGUUACAGAUCAUAGCAAUUUUUAAAAUUAUUAUUCGAAUUUCGCAAUUAAAUCGAUUACUUAUAAUAUACACACAUAUUUAUAAAUUUAUGGAUUCCGAAAGUUCAGCAGAAUUUCCAUAUCCUGAUCUUCUGGAACGUUGCAGAUCUGCACUUUCAAAUUCAUACUGUCCUUACAGUAAAUUUUCUGUUGCUGCAACUGUACUUACUGAUGAUGGUCGAAUUUUUACAGGUGUGAAUGUGGAAAAUGCAUCUUAUGGCUUAACAAUAUGUGCUGAGAGAUCAGCCAUCUGUUCUGCAGUUUCCGGAGGAUGUCGAAAUUUCAAGGUUAUAGUUAUAGCAACUGGUGCUGUUAGUGAUGACUGUAUUGGACCUUGUGGAGCUUGUCGCCAGUUUUUAGCUGAAUUUGGAACAGAGUGGGAUGUUUACUUUACACGUAAGGAUGGAAGCUACAAAAAAUGCACAGUAGGUGAAUUACUCCCUCAUGCCUUUGUUCCAGAAUCUCUGAACAGAAGUGGGAAUGCUUAUAUUUCAUAAUAUAUAUAUAUAUGUAUGUGUUUUUUUAAGAAUACAUAUUUUACAUGGAAAAUGAAAGUUAAAUGAUAAGUGCAUUAGCUUAACUAUUCUCUUUAUUUAUUUCUUAAAUAUUAUCAAAGAUAUCUAUUUUUGAAUAUAAAUAUUUGCCACUGAAAAAUGGAUGGUACAUUUAGUGAACAUUUAUUUAUAAUAGCAGAAUUAUUUCUGAGUUAUACUUAUUCUUUGUGAUAUAUUUAUUUUUUAUUAAAAAUGAAUCAUGCCACAUAAUUGUACAAAUUCUUUUAUUUUACAUCAUUAUGUACAGGCAUUUAAAAUUUUUCUUAGACCAAUACAUUUUAUGAAUAUAUAUGUACAUCUUCAUGCCAAGAUCACCAGAAUGGACACCUAGAAAGAAAAUAUCUUUUAAAUUAAAUUUUUAUUUAUUAAUUGUUA